Molecule: messenger RNA, 2830 nt
Organism: Gasterosteus aculeatus aculeatus (three-spined stickleback)
Lineage: Eukaryota; Metazoa; Chordata; Actinopteri; Perciformes; Gasterosteidae
Product: potassium voltage-gated channel subfamily A member 3
Biological process (GO): action potential; potassium ion transmembrane transport; protein homooligomerization
Cellular component (GO): voltage-gated potassium channel complex; membrane
Molecular function (GO): protein binding; delayed rectifier potassium channel activity
Source: RefSeq, a predicted model, not a curated record
UGUUAAUGAAAAACAAAAAAAAUAGUAAAUUACCCUCAUCAAUUUUGAAGCAUGGCGCGCGCGCUUGUUUCCAGCACCACGGAGAGCAACAGCCCCAAAACAAGAAGACACGAAACGCGGGGAUGUUUCAUUCAUGGGAUUUGGACCGUGGACAUCUGGACGUCCACCAUUCAACCCCCUGCUGUCGGGACAGACCUGAUUACAUCAGCUCAGUGGCUGAUGUGACGCGAUGACUGACUGUCCAAAGUCACAUCCGACCCAGUGCGAAAACUCGCCUUCCAGCCGUGAUUCUUUUUGAAGCUGCUCCACUUUCAUGAAUGAAAGCGUCCACGCGCGACAAUACGUGUGAAGUUCAUUUCUGAUUGGACGGGAUGGUGGACGUGUGUCAGACAUGUGCGCGCCGUGGGCGGGUGUGAGAAGGGGCGGCGGGGAGGGGAGCGCUCCAAGUGCGACAACGCGCGCAGAAAGGUGAGAUAGUUGGAAGCGAUGCACUUGGCGUCGGACCCGGCUCUCCGAAGCUGUGGCGCUCUGGCCGCGCGAGGCGUGGCGCACUCUGCCCCCCGCGGACCGGGAAGAACACCUGUAUGGACGACCGGACCUUCAGCGUGAUCCGGCCGCGCCCGACCGCCGGACACAGGGGGAGCGACGCGACCGACGGCCCGGGUUAUGCCGAGGCGGAGGAGGGCGUCAUGUCGGCGGGUAACACGCCGGAGGAGCGCGCCGCGCUCUCGUCGUCUCGCCCGUCGUUGGAUCGAUGCGAGCGCGGCCGGCGGGGAUGCUGCGAGAGGGUGGUCAUCAACAUUUCGGGCUUGCGCUUUGAGACGCAGCUGAAAACUUUCAACCAGUUCCCGGACACGCUGCUGGGCGACCCGCGGAAAAGGAUGCGCUACUUUGACCCGCUGAGGAACGAGUACUUCUUCGACAGGAACAGACCGAGCUUUGAUGCCAUCCUGUACUACUACCAGUCGGGGGGGCGCAUACGGAGACCUGUUAACGUCCCCAUUGAUAUCUUCUCCGAGGAGAUCAGGUUCUAUCAACUCGGAGAGGAGGCCAUGGAGAAAUUCCGCGACGACGAAGGGUUCAUAAAAGAAGAGGAACGCGUGUUGCCCAAGAGAGAGUUCCAAAAGCAAGUUUGGCUUUUGUUUGAGUACCCUGAGAGCUCCGGACCCGCGCGGGGGAUAGCCAUAGUUUCGGUGCUAGUCAUUCUGAUUUCCAUCGUUAUUUUCUGCAUGGAGACUCUUCCGGAGUUUCGGGAUGACCGAGACCAAUCCACAGUGGCCCCCGCGGUCAACGGCACGGCGCCCUACGUGGCGAGCCCGUUCACGGACCCCUUCUUUGUGAUCGAGACCCUGUGCAUCAUAUGGUUCUCCUUCGAGUUGCUCGUCAGGUUCUUCGCCUGCCCCAGCAAAGCUCGCUUCUCCAAAAACAUCAUGAACAUCAUCGACAUCGUGGCGAUAUUCCCGUACUUCAUCACUCUGGGGACCGAGCUGGCCGAGAAGGAGACCAACGGCGGCCAGCAGGCCAUGUCCCUCGCAAUCCUCAGGGUGAUCCGACUGGUGAGGGUCUUUCGCAUUUUCAAGCUGUCGCGUCACUCGAAGGGACUUCAGAUUCUGGGCCAGACGCUCAAGGCCAGCAUGCGGGAACUCGGCUUGCUCAUAUUCUUCCUUUUCAUCGGGGUUAUCCUCUUUUCCAGCGCGGUGUACUUUGCGGAGGCCGACGACCCCUCGUCCAGUUUCACCAGCAUCCCCGAUGCGUUUUGGUGGGCGGUGGUCACCAUGACCACCGUCGGAUACGGAGACAUGCACCCGGUGACCAUUGGUGGGAAAGUCGUGGGUUCGCUGUGCGCAAUAGCGGGCGUGCUGACCAUUGCGUUACCCGUGCCGGUGAUCGUGUCCAACUUCAACUACUUUUACCACCGCGAGACAGACGGAGAGGAGACCCCGCAGUACGUGCACACCAGCAGCUGCGAGCACCUCCCCACGGAGGAGCUGAGGAGGUCGUGCAGCUCCACGUCCCUGAGCAAGUCCGAGUACAUGGUGAUAGAGGAGUGCAUCCACAGCGCGUUCAAGCAGCCCAACUUCUCCACCGAAAACAACCAGAACUGCGUGAACAUCACAAAGAUCUUCACAGAUGUGUAAAUGAGCCCCGCGAUGCACCAUUUAUGGAGCGUGAAGACUCAGUAGCUAUAUUAUAUUUAUAUAAAUAUAUAGCCAAUCAUAAUGUGUCGGUCCAUAUCUGUGGAUAAACGUGCGUAUUUCUUUUUUGACAAGUUGCAUUGUUUUUUUUUCUAAGCAAACAGGAUUUUUCUUGGUUCCACGUGAUUCACAUGGUUUGAGUAUUUCUAAGAGAUCAAGAAGUAUUAAUAUGAACCGGAAAGAUUCGCAAUGGAAAAGUGGCCUCGGUAAUAACAAGGACAACAACAAUAACAACAACAUUUCAAGAAGUGAGCAGCUUGUUAAAAGCAAUAUUUGUGCAGUACACGGCCACUCGAUGCUAUACAUAUCUUGAUGUUUAAGUUGUUGGUGUUGAUGAUUGGGAUACACGUGUAGCAUAUUGUCUACUUAAUAUAUUGCAUUUAAAAAGAUGUGUGCUUCGUGGAAAGAAAAGGUCCAUUGUCAAGUAAUGUGAUGAAUAGAUUAUACAGCCAAAUGUCUGUUUUAGGAUAUAUUUAAUAUCAUAACUUCUCGAGAUGUUGACUGUUCACAUGAAUAUUCAGGUAUACAAGUAGAUGGAAACACUUAUCAUGACAUAUACGUCUAGCUUUUCGUAAAAUUGUAUUUUUAUUCAGAGCUGCCUAUAAAGCCUAUUCAUUAAAAUGGAAAAUUACUUA